Paramecium sonneborni is the source of this 2049-nucleotide messenger RNA. Lineage: Eukaryota; Ciliophora; Oligohymenophorea; Peniculida; Parameciidae. The record is from the annotation of a GenBank genome assembly.
UGUAUGUUUGGAAAAUAAAAAGGAAUAGACGUGACUCUUGAAUUAGAAGGGAAAUAACAGCAAUUUAAUUCGAUGUUAGGAUUUUUAUAUGAAAAAACUACAUUUUCAAUAAAAUUUAGAGAUGGUUAAAGAAUGUACAUAAAGGAUGGGUGUGUUAUUAGAUAGUAAUUUUAAAAUCUAUAAUAAUAAUUUAGAGAUACCACCAAAUAUCCAGACCAUAAGUAAGAAGUAUACAGAAACUUUGAAUAAGCUUAAUUCUUAGUAUGGAAUGGGAAAUAUGGAAGAGAUGAUAAAAAAAUUGGAAAAUGGAGUGCAUUUUGGAUGGAAGAUGAUAAAAUUAAAGUUGGUGGAGGUUGGUUUGAUAAUAAUGGUUAAAAAUAUGGUAAAUGGAUUGAAUUAUCUGAAAAUUAUAGUAAGUAAGAUUAAAUUGUCAUUAAUAAUUCUUUUAUAGGGUAAGUAAAUUAACCUAUGUCGGAUAAUAUAAUAAUGGAAUAAGAAUAGGAUAAUGGGAUAUAUAUUACAAUGAUACUAUAAUGUAAAAUAUUUAUAAAAAGAUUAUAUAUAGAGGUUUAGGAGUAUAUAAUCAAAAAGGGAUGAAAAAUGGAGAGUGGACAAUUUUACAUGAAAAUUUUUGGAAGUAAUAUGAAUAAUAUUUAAUUUAGUCGAUGUCAAAUAAUUUAUAUUGGAUAAUUUUUAGAUGGAAAAAGAAUAAGUGAAUGGAAAACUUUUUACAGAUUCUCUUAUAAAGACUCAUUUAAUUUUUUGUAAUUAGUAAAUUAAAAUUGAAUAGUUCAUCAGGAUAAUAUAAUCAAUCUGGGAAGAAAAUAGGGGAAUGGAAUGAAUUUGAUGAAAAUUUUUGGCAGUUAAAAAAACAUUAUUAUUUUAGUGACCAUGAAGUUAUUUCUUGUGGAAAAUAUGAUAGUGGGAAAAAAAUAGGAAAAUGGAUAAUCAAGUUUAGAAACUUUUUUUAUGAAUAAUUCUAGAUAAUGUAAUAGUUUUUUAUAAAUUUAGAGGUGGAGGAAAUUACGAUGAGAAUGGAAAGAAAAUAGGUAAAUGGAUUGAAUUGAGUGAAUAUUUCUUGAGGUUUUAUUUAUAAAACUUAAUUUAGUAAUUGCUAAACUUUUUUGAUUGGAGAAUACGAAAAUGGAAAGAGAGUUGGUAAAUGGGAAUUAUACUUUUAAUAAAAUUCGAAAAAGGAAUAUAAGAGAAAAAAAAACUUAAUGUAUUUUAAAUUGAUUAAUUUUGUAGUGGAGGAGGAGUUUAUGAUAAGAAUGGUAUCAAAGAUGGUAAAUGGAUUGAAUUAUAUGGAAGUAAUUUGAUUGAAACUUUUACACUUUGUUCUGUUUUUUAUUAAGGGAGUUAUAUAAAAGGUUAGAGAGUAGGAAAAUGGGAGAUUUUUCAAAAUUCACAAAAAAUGUAUUUUCUUAAAUUUUAUUUUAGUGGGGGAGGUGUUUAUGAAUAACCUGAUAUAAAAACUGGGCCAUGGAUAGAAAUACAUAAUAACUAUUGUAAGUAUACAUUAUUUCAAAACUAUUAUUCAGUGAGUGUAGAGUUUUUUAUACUGGAGAGUAUAAAGAUGGAUGGAAAAUAGGAAAAUGGAGUACUCUUGAUCAUUAUGAUUACAUAUUGUAAAUAUAAUUAUGAUCUAUUUAGAGGUGGUGGAAAAUAUAAUAAUUAAGGAUUAAAAAUUGGGAAAUGGAUUGAGAUUUGUGAAAAUUACGAUGAGUAUUAUUCUAUAAUAAAUUGUAGAGAAUACUAAAUAUAUUAAGUAGGAGAAUUCAAAAAUGGAAUUAAAAUUGGCAAAUGGGAAAUUUUUUCAAAAAAAAGGUUAGAUACAUAAUACAAAACUAUGUAAUAUAUAAUUAUAUUAUAGCGGAGGAGGUCAAUAUAAUGAAAAAGGUUAAAAAAAUGGAUAAUGGAUAGACAUUUUAAGUUAUCAAAAUGAGUAAUCUAUUCAUUUUUCUUUUUAGUCCCCAAAAAAUACUUUUAAUAGGACAAUACAAAAAUGGAUUAAAAUUGGGUUAAUUUAUUAGGGAAAAUUUGAAUUGA